This is a messenger RNA of Clupea harengus (Atlantic herring), 2666 nucleotides long. RefSeq names its product mitofusin 1b (gene mfn1b). The record is from RefSeq and is a predicted model, not a curated record. Lineage: Eukaryota; Metazoa; Chordata; Actinopteri; Clupeiformes; Clupeidae. Gene Ontology annotation, molecular function: GTPase activity; GTP binding. Gene Ontology annotation, biological process: mitochondrial fusion; mitochondrion localization. Gene Ontology annotation, cellular component: mitochondrial outer membrane.
AACUAGCUAUGGAUAGGUAUCCACAGCGGUCUCAGAAGCCAGUAUAGCUAACGUUAGCUAAUGCCACUGUGCUAUCGGCAGGCUUGCUAUUUUCUCAGUUUAACGAGUUAGCUAUUGGAAAUGAAUGUGUAGCCAUGAUAAGGCUAUAACUGUAAAUCGUGUUGUUAUGAUAGAAGUUCGGGAAGGUAUGUCAGAAGUGACACGAUUUGUUGAUAUUGGCUUGCCAGGAAAGAUGAGUUUGGACCAGGGAGACUUUUCUCCACUUAAGCACUUUGUGCUCGCUAAGAAGAGGAUCAGCGAUAUCUUUGAGCAGCUGCUGUCCUACGUCCAGGAGACCUCUGAGUUUGUGGAAGACACGUGUAAGAAUGGGGCUUUGGAGCAGAUCUCGAGCCGAGACCAGCUGGAGGAGAUCCAGGCGUACACCAGCAAACUGGGCAUCAUCAAGGAGGUGCUGGCCCGCAGACACAUGAAGGUGGCCUUCUUCGGCAGGACAAGUAAUGGUAAGAGCACUGUGAUUAAUGCCAUGCUGAGGGACCGUGUGCUGCCCAGUGGCAUCGGCCACACCACCAACUGCUUCCUCAGCGUGGAGGGAACUGACGGUGACAAGGCGUACCUCAAGACAGAGGGCUCAGAGGAGGAGCAGAGCAUCAAGACGGUGAACCAGCUGGCCCACGCACUGCACAUGGAUGAGAGUCUAGACGCCGGCUGCCUGGUGCGUGUCUUCUGGCCCAAAACCAAGUGUGCGCUCCUGAGGGACGACCUGGUGUUGGUGGACAGCCCUGGGACUGACGUCACCACCCAGCUGGACAGCUGGAUCGACAAGUUUUGCCUGGAUGCCGACGUGUUUGUGCUGGUGGCCAACUCUGAGUCCACACUCAUGAACACGGAGAAGCAUUUCUUCCACAAGGUGAAUGAACGGCUGUCCAAACCCAACAUCUUCAUCCUCAACAACCGCUGGGACGCUUCCGCCAAUGAGCCUGAGUACAUGGAAGACGUGCGUAAGCAGCACACGGACAGGUGUGUGAACUUUCUGGUAGAGGAGCUGAAGGUGGUGGAUCAUGAGCAGGCGCCCAACCGCAUCUUCUUCGUCUCGGCCAAAGAGGUGCUGAACUCACGCAUGCAGCGGGCCCAGGGGAUGCCAGAGUCUGGUGGGGCGCUAGCCGAGGGCUUCCAGGAGCGGUUGAAAGAGUUCCAGUGUUUUGAAAGACGCUUUGAGGAGUGUAUCUCGCAGUCAGCAGUGAAAACUAAGUUUGAGCAGCACACCAUCCGGGCCAGGCAGAUCACAGCCAACGUCAAGGCAGUCAUGGACGCCAUCAACAUCAAUGCUGCAGAGAAGAGAGUGGCCUCCAUGGAGGAUCGUGAGUAUCUGGUGGACAGGCUGGAUUUUGUGCGUAACCAGCUGAACCUGCUCAUAGGUGAGAUCAAGAAGAGAAUCAAAGCCAUCACAGAGGAGGUGGAGCAGAAGGUGUCUAUCGCCAUGGCAGAUGAGAUCUGUCGCCUGUCGGUGAUUGUUGAGGAGUUCCACUCAGACUUCCACCCCUCUCCACAUGUACUGAAGAUGUACAAGACCGAGCUGUUAUCACACAUUGAGGAGGGUAUGGGGAAGAAUCUGGCUUUCCGCUGCUCUGAUGCCGUCAUGGCCUCCAUGCAGAACUCUCAGAAAGACAUGAUCGACCUGCUGCAGCCUCUGCUGCCCCCUGCUGUCCAGUCUCAGAUCCACAUGCUGGUGCCCAGCCGGAAGUUUGACCUGAGCUACGACCUGAACUGCGCCACGCUCUGCUCCGACUUCCAGGAGGACAUCCAGUUCCACUUCUCCCUAGGCUGGACCACCCUCGUCACGCGCUACCUCGGCCCCACCAACGCCCAGCGCGCCCUCAUGCUGGUGGACAAGAACCUACACACACAGGUGGCGCGUCCGUUGGCCACCACCCCGUCUACACCGGCGCUGGUACAGCAGCAGGAGGCGCCACUGAAUCAGGAGGAGCUGAUGCUGACCAUGGUCAACAACCUGGCCUCUGUCACCUCGCGCACCUCCAUGAGUGUACUAGUGGUGGGGGGAGUGGUGUGGAGGGCCAUUGGCUGGCGUCUGAUAGCUAUGUCUAUGAGUCUGUACGGCCUGCUCUACCUGUAUGAGAAGCUCACCUGGACCACGAAGGCGAAGGAGCGCUCGCUGAAGAGGCAGUUUGUGGACUACGCCACGGAGAAACUCCAGCUGAUCGUCAGCUUCACCAGCGCCAACUGCAGCCACCAAGUCCAGCAGUGAGUACAGGCACACACACACACAUUGUGGUGGAGUACAGGCACACACACAUUGUGGUGGAGUACAGGCACACACACACUGUGGCGGAGUACAGGCACACACACACACACACACAUUAGGAUGUUGUCAAUUCAACAUAAAUAGAAUGUCCAAAUCCUACCCAUGUAGGCAGCAACUGGAGCUUUGAGGCAUGAUCGUGCUUAACACCACACACACACACACGCUCACACUACUCCCCUUCUUAAGGUUGCUGCCAUUAACCGCCAGACAAACCUAACAUGUAUAAACACACACACACACACACACACACACACACACACACACACACACACACACACACACACACACACGUACUACUUCAUACACUAGAAAAACAUUAGAUACAAAAGUAAAAAAAAUAUGAAAA